GGAGCAGCCGGUGGUGGCGGCGGCGGCGGCGGCGGCGGCUGCGGGUAGCGGCGGCGGCCAGCGGUCGGCCAUGGCGGAGGCAGAGGCCGGCGGCGACGAGGCGCGCUGCGUGCGGCUGAACGCCGAGCGGGCCAAGGCGCUGCUGGCCGACGUGGACACGCUGCUGUUCGACUGCGAUGGCGUGCUGUGGCGCGGCGAGACGGCUGUACCGGGCGCGCCGGAGACUCUGCGGGCGCUGCGGGCCCGCGGGAAGCGGCUGGGCUUCAUCACCAACAACAGCAGCAAGACUCGCACGGCCUACGCGGAGAAGCUGAGGCGCCUGGGUUUCGGCGGCCCGGUGGGGUCCGAAGCGGGCCUCGAGGUGUUCGGCACGGCCUACUGCUGCGCGCUGUAUCUGCGCCAACGCCUGGCCGGCGUGCCGGACCCCAAGGCCUACGUCCUGGGCAGCCCGGCCUUAGCCUCCGAGCUGGAGGCCGUGGGUAUCAAUAGCGUGGGCGUGGGCCCCGAGCCGCUGCACGGCGAAGGCCCAGGCGACUGGCUGGCGGCGCCGCUCGAACCCGACGUGCGCGCGGUAGUGGUGGGCUUCGACCCAUACUUCAGCUACAUGAAGCUCACCAAGGCGGUGCGGUACCUGCAGCAGCCCGAAUGUCUGCUCGUGGGCACCAACAUGGACAACCGGCUCCCGCUGGAGAACGGCCGUUUCAUUGCGGGUACCGGCUGUCUGGUGCGAGCCGUGGAGAUGGCCGCCCAGCGCCAGGCGGACAUCAUCGGGAAGCCUAGCCGCUUCAUCUUCGACUGCGUGUCCCAGGAGUAUGGUAUCAACCCGGAGCGCACAGUCAUGGUGGGAGACCGCCUGGACACAGACAUCCUCCUGGGCGCCACCUGUAGCCUGAAGACUAUCCUGACCCUCACCGGAGUCUCCAGUCUUGAGGAUGUGAAGAGUAAUCGGGAAAGUGACUGCAUGCACAAGAAGAAAAUGGUCCCUCACUUCUAUGUUGACAGCAUAGCCGACCUCUUGCCUGCCCUUCAAGGUUAAAGAUCUAGUGUCUUUAAUCUGGAAUAAAAAAAGAAUGAAAAUCAGUUACCUAAAUUAAUAGGUGGGGCGUAGGAAUCGCUCAGUUAGCUGGCUGCAGGUUAACUGAGGUUAAGCAAAGGCAGUAGUUAAUCUUGUAAGUGAACGUUGGGGGGUGUUGUUUACAGAUGAUUAUAUUUUAAGAUGCACUUUUAAGCUGGGAAGGCAUUGUGGGGUGGGCCCUGGGCUUUGUAUAUGUUGGCAGGGGUGGGCAUAGCAUCUGCCCAGCAUUCAGGUAACCUCGGGCCCUGUUCUUGAUUCUAAAGUGGGUACGAGUUGUGUGUCAGGCUUUUUACUGAAAAAUGUAUUCAGGGAUCAGGCCCUUAGAUGGGCACAGAGCGGGGAAAGGAGGGACUUUUAAAAGACCAUUUGUGCAGACCAAAAACUUGGUCCCCCCCCCCCCCAGUGUUCUGCAGCAGAGGAGCCUGGUACUGUGCCCCAGUUCCUUGUCUGCAGGGAGGGGAUGAAGGAAGCGGCCCUCAACCUCCACUCACCCAAGCUUUCUAGAAAAGCACUUCGAUACCACAAUUGCCUGUUUGAGAUGCCCAGCGCUACUACAUGGCCCCUUCUGCACUGCUGCACAUUAACAGCAGCUCCGCUAAGCUUUGGCUGCCUGGGUAUCGGUGCUCCCUCUGCUAUCACUUCCACUCCUAGCUGCAGGGAGCACUCCUCCUAACUGACCGAAACUUAAGUACAGCCUUUUUGGUCCUGCUGGAGGUGGUGAUCCUACCCUGUACCGACAUCUGUUCUGAUUUUUUGCCCACCCUGAAGUUUAUACCCAGGCGUCUCACUGAGUGUGGUCGGCUGAGCAGCCAACUGGGUAUGGUUGCCUGCCCUGAAGUGCAUGCUGCUGUACAGGGAGCUCAGAACAGUAUUUAUUUUUCAAGUUUCUUAAGCUAGUGAAUGACAUUGUCAAGUGUGGAAUUGGAUCUUAAGUGUGUGGAUGAAUCCCACUUAAGAACUCUCAUGCCCCGGUGAGCAGCAUAGCCAAUGUGCAAGCCAAGGAUUGCCUUGUUUCCAAGAGUGUCCUCUAGGUAGGAAAGAAGGAGGAGUCCUGAGAAUAGUUAAGUUUAACAGAGCAUCCAACCUCCCUUGCGUAGGUCACUUAGGGUUGUGGAUGGGUUAGAUGUCAGUGCUCCAUGAAGCCACCUAUUUCUGUCUAGUGGUGGUCCACCGGCCAGUUGGCUUCUCAGCAUCUUGGCCUUUCCCUCUGUUCUACAAGUCCCUGACCUUUAGCAGUCUGCUGAGCAGGCUGGGAAAUGUUCAUGGGGCACACCCAGGAAGCUGUUCCUUUUGGCUAAUUCCUUCCUGGCACCUUGCCCUGUACCAAGUGGCUACUCUCAUGAUCACAGCACUUCACCUAUUCACCAAGUUCCCAGAGCAAUAAAAGGUAUCCCAAGCCCAAACCUGCCCACAGGUCAGUGGUGGCUGGGAGUUUAAUGGUGCCAUAGUUCAGCCAGAAGGCAGCAGUGCGUUGGUGGUGCUGAUCCUCCGGGUCUGAAUGAGCAGACCCACACAGUAGCACUUGGCAGGUAAGCCGUCAGGGGUGCCCCCCUCUUGAACUGGGCAGUAGAACCCGUAUGUUACAUUUCUAGCUUGUUUCACUGUGUGAACUCAAAUGCACAUUAAACUCUCAAACCCAGACUAA
This is a messenger RNA of Psammomys obesus (fat sand rat), 2720 nucleotides long. It is a transcript of the gene Pgp, whose product is annotated as phosphoglycolate phosphatase. Gene Ontology annotation, molecular function: sn-glycerol 3-phosphatase activity. Gene Ontology annotation, cellular component: cytoplasm. The record is from RefSeq and is a predicted model, not a curated record. The transcript is spliced from 2 exons. Bases 71 to 1036 code for a protein of 321 amino acids. NCBI's taxonomy places the organism in Eukaryota, Metazoa, Chordata, Mammalia, Rodentia, Muridae.